Musa acuminata subsp. malaccensis (wild Malaysian banana) is the source of this 1358-nucleotide messenger RNA. Lineage: Eukaryota; Viridiplantae; Streptophyta; Magnoliopsida; Zingiberales; Musaceae. The record is from RefSeq and is a predicted model, not a curated record.
UCCAAAACCCUAUCCGCCGCCCAGCGGCAAACUAAGCUUGAAGGAUGAGUUUAAGCUUUCGAGUUCGCCUUUUCGUCCGCCGCUUCUCCUCCUCCACCGCUACCACGGUGGUGGGACCUAGCCCGGACCCUAACCCCCGUUCGUACACGGAGACGCUCGCCGUUACCAUCAACAAACUCUCCAAGGAGCGCGACCCCGACAAGCUCGCCGCCGGCUUCAUCGCCGCCUCCGCCUCCUACCGCUUCCGCUGCCGCCACCGCAUCUAUGAGAUCGCCGUCCGCCGCCUCGAAAAGGCCGGCCGCCUUGACGCUGUCGAGGCCAUCCUCGAGGCCCAGAAGCGGUUCCCCUCCGACCUCGCCCGCGAGGGCUUCGCCGUCCGCCUCAUUUCCCUCUACGGCAAGGCCUCCAUGGCCACCCACGCCGCCACUACCUUUCGCCAGCUUCCCGCCCUCGGAACCCCGCGCUCCGUCAUGUCCUUCAAUGCCCUCCUCACCGCGUUCGCUGACUCCGGCGAUGUCGAGGGCCUGGUCGCCGCUUUCCGCGAUAUCCCUGCCGCUGACACCACCAUCGUCCCGAAUCUCAUCUCCUACAACGUCCUCAUCUGCGCCCUCUGCGAAAAAGGCGAUCUUGAUGCGGCCCUGGGUACGGUAGACCUCAUGGAGAGGAAUGGGAUAUCUCCUGAUGUGAUCACCUGCAACACCCUCCUGCAUUGGUCCUACGAGAAGAAGGAACCUUCGGAAGCCGAAAAGAUUUGGGCUUUGAUGUGGAAGAAGAACAUCGAGCCCAACACAAAAAGCUUCAACACGAAAUUGAGGUGGCUGGUUUCAGAAGGGAGGACUGCGGAAGCAGCUAAGCUCGUCGACCAGUUGAACCACGUCGGGCUGCAGCCGGACGCUUUCUCCUUCAAUGCGCUUAUCAAAGGGUAUUUCCAAGAAGGGAACUUGGAGGAGGCCAAGAGGCUGUUUUCAGAUUUUGCGAAGAACCAAUGCGCACCAAACAAGGGGACCUUUGAGAUUAUUAUCCCUUACCUUUGUGAGGCCGGUGAGCUCGACUUGGCUCUAAAAUGCUGCUAUGAUAGCAUGAAUACGCGGUGUUUUGUGGAAGCGGCAGUAUUCCAGAGGGUGGUGAACGGAUUGGCAAAGAGUUCGAGGAUGGACGAGGCUACAAAGCUUGUGGAUGUUGGAAGGAAGAAUAAUUAUUCUAGGAAGAGCCUUCGGAUUCCUUCAGCCAAUUUGAGCUUGGCCGUAUAGGAACCUUCUUAGACUCAGAAGAAGAAACUUAAAGGAUGCCAGACAAGCUUUAUUCAGAUAAAGGAGCAGGUUAAUGGCACCUACAAAUGUAUUCUUCUUAUUCUUAUU